Molecule: messenger RNA, 405 nt
Organism: Protopolystoma xenopodis
Lineage: Eukaryota; Metazoa; Platyhelminthes; Monogenea; Polystomatidea; Polystomatidae
Source: the annotation of a GenBank genome assembly
AUGCUCUAUCGCAUCGUGGAGGCGGACGCUGGUAGGCUACAGAGCAGAAGUGAGUAUAAAACAAUCCAGACUUCUCCAAAACCAAAUUGUGCAGCUGGAAUUGUUGACGAGAUCAAACGCAACCUUGUCAUUACCAUCCAGCCAGUCGCAUGUGUCCCAUUUGGUGUAACAGCCCAGACCAGAACGAGUCGUCGGAAGCGAGUAGGCCUGCUUGACGGCGUUAGCGACGACUGCCAGCCUGCCUGCAGUUGGGCCUACCAUUCAUGCCCAUCUUGUAACUGGGAGGAGAGUGGAGAGAAGUGCCACAACAGCCCAUGCGACACUGCUGACUUCAUGAUGGAACCAGGCACCUCCACCGCCUCAGAUCUCACAUCACAACAGAUCUACCGGAUAUCCUGUAGCUAA